Messenger RNA from Pangasianodon hypophthalmus (striped catfish), 2233 nucleotides. It is a transcript of the gene rbfa, whose product is annotated as ribosome binding factor A. The transcript is spliced from 7 exons. Bases 116 to 1153 code for a protein of 345 amino acids. NCBI's taxonomy places the organism in Eukaryota, Metazoa, Chordata, Actinopteri, Siluriformes, Pangasiidae. Gene Ontology annotation, biological process: rRNA processing. The record is from RefSeq and is a predicted model, not a curated record.
GACUAUUAGCCAAUCCCAGCACAGGAGGCGGGAUUUUGACAGCUUAGCUCGGUUAGCCUCGUGUAUUUUUUUUUUUCCAAAAACAAUAUUAAUGUUUCGUGAGUAAUAUUUAAUCAUGUUUGCACUAAACGGUCAUCACUGGAUUCAGAAAUGUUUGUUAUCUCGACAUACUAGUGGCGUAGUGACCACAAUGCGUAAAAUAAAGCUGGAGACUCCAGAUGGACAUCAAAACAUGUCCUUGAGGAGAGCCUUUCCAUUUCAGUGUCUCGGAGUAACAAACUUUCACACCUGUGUGUGUCAGUGUCGAGACCUGCUGAAGAUGAUGUUCACUACCAAGAGGAAGAAAAAGUGGUAUGAAACUCCUCAGUCUGUACUCACAGGUCAGUCUGGCUUCAUGAAACCAGCCAAGAAAAGAAGCAUGGAGGACAGUUUACGAGUGCGAACCCUGAACACCAUCCUUUAUAAAGCCAUCUCAGACCUGCUGUCCUCUCAUGAGGUUAAUGCACAGAUCCCCAGUUACAAUGUGGAGAUCACUAAAGUUUCAUUGCUAGCAGAUUACUCUGUUUGUCGAAUCUACUGGAAGACAAGUUUGUCCUCUGACAGAGACAGUCAGAUUCAGCAGACUUUGGACAAAUGUGCCCCGCGGAUACGAUACCUUCUAAUCUCACAGCAGAUCUUGGGCAGUGUUCCUCCUUUAGUUUUUGUCCUAGAUAAACAGUAUGCGGCUCUGAAAGAGGUGGAAAAUCUUCUAAAGAUUGCUGAUUAUGGCCCCAGUGAUGACUCGAAGAAACUUGUCCUUAAUGAGAAAGAUGCCGAGACAAGACUGUACACAGUGGAGAAGAAGAGAGUCGUGUUUGGCAUCGAUCAUGAUGCGCUCUAUAAACAGAUUGAGGACUACAAACAGCAGUCGAGAGACUCUAGCUCACAGAUCAGCAGCUCAGCAUCUCUAACUCAAGAGCAGCUAGACACAUUAGCAGAGAUCAGGAAGCAGAAGCUCAUUGAAAAAAAGAAACACAAAGCGAAGAAGAUGAAAGAUGAUGACAUCACGCCCAAAGAGUUCCUGCUCAUGAGGCAACUUCAGAAAGAGCAGGAUGAGCAAUAUGACACUGAGCGUGAUGCAGAGGACCAUCAGGGCUCAGAGCAGACACGAUGAAAGGAAUCACUGAAAAAGAGAAUUUUAUCUUGAAAUACAAAUUGAUACAAAGAAAUUACUUCCAUUGUGUGUUUGUUACAGCUGUAACAUUUUCUCAUUUUUGCAAGCAUUUUGGUAUAAUUAAUUCAUUAUAUAGUGGGUAUUUUUGUUAAAAAUAAAAAAAUAGAACUCUAUAUUCUUAUUUAUGUAAUACAUAUAUAUAAAAUAUAAUUUUUUUUUUUUUUUUAAACUUUGCUUAUGUUACCCCAGACUUGUCAGUUGUUUUAAAUUGGGGGAUGUUCUAGGGCACAAACUAAGGGGUAUGCAGAACAGAUGUGAUUGGCUGGGGCAAGACAGUGACUGAGACAAUAAUUACUCACUGCAAAAGAUAGAUAAGAUAAGUGACAAAUUCGUAAAUGAUACAAGAGAUUUAACCAAAAUAAAUUUCAAAUGAUCACAAUCAAAUCAUACUUCUAAGGACAAAUUUACUUUUUAUUUCGCAUGCUUUUCCAUUGCCUUUUCACCUUUGUGUGUGACUGCCCUGCAUCCCUGCUGAAAAACCCAUAUUAUUCUGACCAGCUACCAAAACACAGGCCGAGCUGGUAGACCACUGUUGCAGUUGGUAAUAGAAAGUUGCUGACCUGAAUCCCAUAGAACAGUUGAGGACUGAGCUGAAAAAGCAUCUGUCAGGAGGAAUGAGCAAAGAUUUCAGCAAAGUAUUGUGAGAAGCUCGAGGAAGUCUAGCCUCAAGCUGUGCCACCAAGUACCAACACCAACACUUUUGAUCCACUGAAAAUCUGAUAUAAUAAAUCUGGCUCUUAUCUAUUAUUUUGAAAUGACCUGUUAUGGAAAUCAGGUAGAUACCCUAAUUGACUCAACACAGGAAAUGUAUGGUAAUAUGAAAUGUGUGGAAUUGUGAAAAAUUGAGUUUGAAUCUCUUUAUCCAAGAUGUAUGUAAAAGUUUGGCCUCAACUGUACCAAUGCAUUUCUGAGAGUGAAGAAUUAUAUUGCACUGUAUAGACCUCAAGAGUAUUGCAGACUAGUGUUUCAUCUUUUAAGAGAGAACCCUAAAUAUACUCAGAGGUCAAGAGACUUUUUACU